Phyllopteryx taeniolatus (common seadragon) is the source of this 2331-nucleotide messenger RNA. It is a transcript of the gene mboat1, whose product is annotated as membrane bound O-acyltransferase domain containing 1. Bases 217 to 1734 code for a protein of 505 amino acids. Gene Ontology annotation, biological process: lipid modification. Gene Ontology annotation, cellular component: membrane. The transcript has 13 exons. Gene Ontology annotation, molecular function: acyltransferase activity. Lineage: Eukaryota; Metazoa; Chordata; Actinopteri; Syngnathiformes; Syngnathidae. The record is from RefSeq and is a predicted model, not a curated record.
CUGACUUGUGGUUGUGUGGCGGGCGGCGGGAGGAGAAGGAGGAGCACCAUUACCGGCCGUGCUUGUCUUCACCGAACCGGGGACUAGUUUGACUAGUCACGGGACCUGACCGAUGCGUUUCAGUUAACGUAAAUAGCUGCUGUCUCGUUUUAAAAAAACAAAAACAAACAAAAAAGGCAAAAACGACGGCUCGUCUGUUGACAAACAUUGUUUAGGAUGGGCGAGCGCGUGGGCAAUGUGUUUCUAAUCACCGGUUCUCAGUGGCUGCUGCCUGUCAGUGAAUAUUUGGGAUUUCCUCUUGAACUGGUGAACUUUUUGGCGUGUCAGCUGUUUGCUCUGUCGUGCGCCUUCUGGUUUCGUCUCUACCUCAGCCCUCGUCGCAGCGAUCCCCGCGUGAGGCACGCCGUGGCCACUCUGCUCGGCGUCGCCUUCCUCGUCUUCUGCUUCGGAUGGUACUCCUCUCACUUCCUGGCGGUGGUGCUUGCGAACUACCUUAUCAUCAUCCAGGCUGACAUCAACAAUGUCCACAGGUAUUCCAUGGUGAUGGCGAUGGGAUACCUGACUGUGUGCCAAGUGAGCAGAGUCUUCAUCUUUAAAUAUGGAAUACUGUCCACUGACUUCUCUGGGCCACUGAUGAUAGUGAUCCAGAAGAUUACCUCACUUGCAUUCCAGCUCCAUGACGGUAUGUGUAAGAAAGGUGAAGAGCUGACCUCAGAACAGAAGGUGCUUGCAAUAAAUGUGAGACCUUCUCUCAUCGAAUACCUGAGUUACAAUCUCAACUUCCUGAGCGUGUUGGUGGGUCCGUUCAAUAACUACAAAGACUACAUGGACUUCAUCGAGGGCACACACAUUAGCUGCAGGCUCAGGCGACACUCAAGCACGUGCAAUGGCAAGAACGGCGACCAUAAAAGUCCAGACCCGUCACCUCUGAAUGCUGUGUGUCAAAAGUUGCUGGUGUGCUGCGGCUGCAUGCUCUUCUUCCUCACCAUCACACGGUCCUUGCCCAUAAAAUACAACGUCCAGCCCCACUUUGUCAGCCACACCCCCUUCAUCACGCGACUCACCUACGCUUUCUUUUCCAUUCAAGCUGCCCGACCCAAAUUCUACUUUGCCUGGACACUAGGUGAUGCCAUCAACAACGCUGCCGGUUUUGGUUUCUCCGGGAUGGAUGAAAAUGGAAAAGCUUCCUGGAACCUCCUCAGUAACCUGAACAUCGUGGGGAUUGAGACAGCAACCAGCUUCAAGACUUUCAUUGACAACUGGAACAUACAAACUGGAAAUUGGCUUAAAAUGGUGUGUUACGACCGAGCGCCGCGACACCGCUUAGCCUUGACCUUCAUCUUGUCUGCCUUGUGGCACGGCGUUUACCCAGGGUACUAUUUCACCUUCAUCACCGCCAUCCCGAUCACGCUGGCAGCACGAGCUGUACGAAAGUCGUUCCGUCAUCAUUUCCUGGGCUCCAGAGGUUUAAAGCUGGGUUACGACAUCUUGACGUGGGCGUCCACCCAGUUGGCCAUCUGCUACACUAUCAUGCCCUUUCUACUCUUGGCAGUAGAACCCACCAUGGUCUAUUACAGGUCCAUGUACUUCCACGUGCACAUCAUCAGCAUCCUGGCUGCGCUUGUCCUGCACCCCAAUGUCAAAAGCAAAGCCGCCGCCACAAAGACGCCCGCACGCGCCCCCUCCGCCCAGUGUCUGCCUGUCCUCUGUAACAACAAUGACAAAACACACUGAAGCCUCCUCCAGAUCCCCAAAAAGGCUUUCAUGCAAACAAAAAAGAAGAAAGUACAGUACGUAAUGUUUUUUUGUUUUUGUUUUUUUUAUGAUUUGAAGACAGAACAGUCUUUGAACGGACAUCAUGAGCCGGGAUUGUGUUGCCAAUACAUCUGACAGAAGGUCUUUAUUGACAACAGUGUGGACUAGACUGGAGGUUGCCUGUCUCUGGGUGCGAUUCGAGCCAGCGCAGUGGGAGUGUGAAGGCAAAUACCGCAAGUAAUACUCAGAAGCAAGACACUGGAGUACAAAUAUGCACACUGUGGCUGUGAUGGCACACAAAGGUUGUCGUUGUGUCGCUGGAGCUCCAUUACCCACAAUCACCAGACACUCCCGUUGUGUGUGUAUAAGUGUGCGUGCGUGCCUGUGUGGCGCAAACAAAACAAGUGAAACUAGCGUGAUGGUUUAAAAAAAGAAAAGGCGAAUGGUGCUCGAUGCCCAAGAUAAUAGGAUAACAGGAAACAGUACAGUAGCAUAGUCGGCCCCAGUGUUCAUUAAAAAAAAAAAAACAAGACAGGUUUUAUUCAUAAAAACUAUAUUUAAUGAUUUUAAUACCCC